CCUGUAUUAUUCUAGUCCUUUCGUACAGAUAGAGAGAAGCAUCUUUGGUGGGGUGGUGCUGCUUAUGCAGAUUUUCUGAUCUCUAGGUGUUCGUCUUUUUGUUUAGUUUAUUCUCCUACAGUAAUGGUGUUCCUUUUUUUUUUUUUUUUUAACUAGGAGCUUUGUUAUGUUGAGUUUGAGUUCAAAGGAAGAAAGCUAACACACUGUCACAGAAGUAGAGGGAGGAAGUGCAAAACCCAAUGACUCAAACCCAAGGAGAAAGGUUUGGAAUUUGAGGCAAAUGUUUCAAUGCCCAGCUCGAGGCAAUCCUUCUGCAUCUCUUCCUCCUCCUCUUCUUCUUACUUGUUUUGUAUCCUUCUCUUCCACUCCAUUUUUCUCUAUGGACUAGCAUUCUCUGCAAAUCAUGAGGCGUCUGUUCUCUUCUCUUGGCUUCAUAGCUCUGCCUCACCGCCACCUCCAUCUUUCUCCAACUGGAACAUUCUUGACGCCAACCCAUGCAAUUGGACCUUCAUAACAUGUUCCUCACAAGGUUUUGUCACUGAAAUCAAUAUACAAUCCAUCCCUCUAGAGCUUCCAUUGCCUUCCAAUCUCUCCUCCUUUUCCCAUCUUCAAAAACUAGUUGUUUGUGAUGCCAAUCUUACUGGAACCAUCCCUAUUAACAUCGGUGACUGCCCUGCCCUCUCUAUCAUUGACCUUAGCUCUAAUAAUCUUGUGGGGUCUAUCCCUGCAAGUAUAGGUUAUCUUCAAAAGUUGGAGAGCUUGUCUCUGAACACCAACCAGCUUACAGGGAAAAUCCCAGUAGAGCUAGGCAACUGCAUUAACCUAAAAAGUAUCCUCCUUUUUGAUAACCAGCUGAGUGAUGUUAUCCCACGUGAGCUAGGAAAAUUGUCAAAACUUGAGAUCAUUAGAGCUGGAGGAAACAAAGAUUUAGUAGGGAAAAUCCCUGAAGAGAUUGGAGAAUGCAGCAAUUUGACUGAGCUGGGGCUGGCUGAUACUGGUAUUUCAGGCUCAUUGCCAGCUUCAUUGGGAAAACUGAGCAAGCUUCAGACUUUGUCCAUCUACACUACAAUGCUAUCUGGUGAGAUUCCAGCAGAGUUAUGUAACUGCUCUGAACUUGUUGAUCUAUUCCUAUAUGAAAAUAGUCUAUCAGGGUCUAUUCCAUCUGAGCUGGGUAAGCUUCAAAAGCUGGAGCAGUUGUUUUUAUGGCAGAAUAAUCUUGUGGGAGCUAUCCCAGAAGAGAUUGGAAACUGUAGAAGCUUGAAAAGAAUUGAUCUGUCUUUGAAUUCUCUAUCUGGAACUAUACCUUUCUCUUUUGGGGGUCUGUUAGAACUUGAGGAGCUAAUGAUAAGUAAUAAUAAUGUGUCUGGGUCAAUACCUCCAAGUCUUGCAAAUGCCUCAUAUCUGCAACAGCUGCAGGUUGACACAAAUCAGCUCUCAGGUCCGAUCCCCCCAGAGCUUGGAAAGCUAUCAAAGCUCACAGUUUUCUUUGCUUGGCAAAACCAACUUGAAGGAAGUAUUCCUUCUACUUUGGCAAACUGUAGUAAUCUUCAAGCACUAGAUUUGUCUCACAAUGAGCUUACUGGUAGCAUUCCUACUGGCCUCUUUCAACUUCAAAACCUUUCAAAGUUGCUCUUGAUUUCUAAUGAUAUUUCAGGUUCAAUCCCAUCAGAAAUUGGCAGUUGUAGUUCUCUUGUAAGACUGAGGCUUGGGAAUAAUAGGAUUACUGGUGGGAUCCCAAAGUCAAUAGGGAGCCUAAAAAACCUGAACUUUUUGGACCUCAAUGGCAAUCACCUUUCUGGGCAAGUCCCAGAUGAGAUUGGCAACUGCACAGAGCUGCAAAUGAUUGACUUCAGCAGCAACAACUUAGAAGGUCCACUUCCUAAUUCCUUGUCAUCACUAUCUUUGCUCCAAGUAUUUGAUGGAUCUUCUAACAGGUUUUCAGGUCACAUACCAGAAAGUUUAGGCCAUCUUGUUUCACUAAAUAAACUAAUCCUUGGUAGAAACCUGUUUUCUGGACCAAUUCCGGCAUCAUUGGGCCAAUGUUCAAGUCUCCAAAUGCUUGAUCUUAGUGGCAAUGAGCUCACAGGAAGAAUUCCGGCAGAGCUGGGUCAUAUAGAGACUCUUGAAAUUGCGCUUAACCUAAGCUGCAAUUCUUUAAGUGGCCCAAUUCCAGAUCAGAUUUCUGCUCUUACCAAGCUUUCUAUACUAGACCUUUCUCAUAACCAGUUAGAGGGAGGUUUAAACUCACUUGCAGGGCCAGAUAAUCUUGUCUCUCUUAAUAUUUCCUACAACAAUUUCACAGGUUAUCUACCAGAUAAUAAGCUUUUUAGGCAACUAUCGCCAAAGGACCUAACUGGGAAUCAAGGGCUUUGCACAUCUGGUCAAGACUCAUGCUUUGUGAGUGCUUCUAGUAUGUCAUUGAAUGGAAGUGAGGCGAGGAAGUCACGAAGGAUUAAGCUAGCUAUCAGUUUGUUAGCAGUCUUGACAGUACUACUGACAGUAAUGGGGAUAAUUGCAGUGAUAAAGGCGCGAAGAACCAUCAGAGAUGAUGAUUCAGAACUAGGGGACUCAUGGCCAUGGCAAUUCAUUCCAUUCCAGAAGCUAAACUUUUCAGUGGAGCAGGUGUUGAGAAGUUUAGUUGAAGGAAAUAUAAUUGGAAAAGGAUGUUCUGGUGUUGUUUACCGCGCUGAAAUGGAUGAUGGUGAAGUCAUUGCUGUGAAGAAAUUGUGGCCAACAACAAUGGAUGCAGGAGACGGAUUCAAGGAUGAUAAAAGUGGAAUUCGUGACUCGUUCUCAACUGAGGUGAAAACCCUUGGCUCAAUCCGUCACAAGAACAUUGUUAGAUUCUUGGGCUGUUGUUGGAAUAAAAACACUAGAUUGCUGAUAUAUGAUUAUAUGGCAAAUGGGAGUUUGAGUAGUCUACUUCAUGAGAGGACGGGAAAUUUUUUGGAAUGGGAACUCAGGUACAGAAUUCUGUUAGGGGCUGCGGAAGGCCUUGCAUAUUUGCACCAUGAUUGUGUGCCUCCUAUAGUACAUAGAGACAUCAAAGCCAAUAACAUCCUCAUUGGCAUUGAGUUUGAGCCUUAUAUUGCUGACUUUGGCUUGGCUAAGCUAGUUGAUGAUGGCGGCUUUGGUCGGUCCUCCAAUACAGUUGCCGGUUCUUAUGGAUACAUUGCUCCGGAGUAUGGCUACAUGAUGAAGAUCACAGAGAAAAGCGAUGUUUAUAGCUAUGGUGUGGAUUUGGAAGUCUUGACAGGCAAGCAACCGAUAGAUCCGACGAUACCAGUGGGCCAACAUGUUGUUGAUUGGGUGAGACAGAAGAGAGGUGUUGAAGUUCUUGACUCAAGCUUACUGUCAAGACCAGAAUCAGAGAUAGAGGAAAUGAUGCAGGCCUUAGGCAUAGCCUUGUUGUGUGUAAAUUCAUUACCUGAUGAGAGGCCAACAAUGAAAGAUGUUGCAGCAAUGCUCAAAGAGAUCAAACAAGAAAGAGAAGAAUAUGCAAAAGUCGAUGCUCUUCUAAAGGGAUCUCCUGCAAAUAGUGUCAGGCCAACAUCUUCAUCAUUAUCAUUGACAGCAGGGCAAAAUUUGAACCCAGAAGGCAACAAUACGAUCUUCUCUGUAUCGUCACUGCUUCGUUCAUCUUCUUCCAGUGCCAAAGUGGGUUUGAAGUGAUGAACUGCAUAUAGUCAUAGUUGGAAAACGGAAGCUUGUGUUCUAAUCAGUUACUGUCUCAUAAUGUUUGUUAUUAUCUGCUGUUGUUCUUCAGUCAUAUAUAUGUAAAGUUUAAAAGUUUGUCAUAGCAGAAAUGAAAGCUACAAACAGAUCCAACAAUUAUAGAUGUGGCUUUUGGAUUAUCAUUGAUCUGCAGACUGCAAUCAGAAUAGCUUGUACUUUUGAUCUCCAAGCUUGGAUUCUGAACAUGUCAGCAUAAGAAUAAAAAUUAGCCCAAGUUUGGAGCUAUCUUUUCAUUUA
This is a messenger RNA of Prosopis cineraria, 3972 nucleotides long. RefSeq names its product LRR receptor-like serine/threonine-protein kinase RGI1. Gene Ontology annotation, cellular component: plasma membrane. Gene Ontology annotation, biological process: protein phosphorylation. The record is from RefSeq and is a predicted model, not a curated record. NCBI's taxonomy places the organism in Eukaryota, Viridiplantae, Streptophyta, Magnoliopsida, Fabales, Fabaceae. Gene Ontology annotation, molecular function: ATP binding; protein kinase activity; protein binding.